Messenger RNA from Myxocyprinus asiaticus (Chinese sucker), 4679 nucleotides. Its product is annotated as SIN3-HDAC complex-associated factor-like. Gene Ontology annotation, biological process: negative regulation of cell migration. The coding region runs from base 425 to 1195 and encodes 256 amino acids. Lineage: Eukaryota; Metazoa; Chordata; Actinopteri; Cypriniformes; Catostomidae. The record is from RefSeq and is a predicted model, not a curated record. The transcript is spliced from 6 exons.
ACACUCAGUCCAUUCAGCUAUUAUCCCUCUGACGUGAUACAUGAUAACCCAUAUUUAAUACUCCUCUUACUUUCUCUGACGUAUGAGCAGGAAUUAUAAAUUAUGAAAGGAAAAGAGACACAAUAAGACAUGAUAGAUAGACCUAACCUGUGAUCAAAUUUAUUUGUGUAAUUUUUUGCCUUCCAAGAACUCAGCCAGAAUUAUUACAUAAAUUUACUAAAAUUAUAACCAUAGUUUCAGCCAUAAUACAGGCUACAUAGUUACUACAGCUUCUGUUAUUUCGGUAAAACUAUGGUAACAUGGAAUUAGGCACCACCGCCAUUAUAAAUAGAGAAUAAACAACAUGACAGUAAUAUUGAUGUAAGGGGUCUAGAACCUUAUACAGUCAGGGGGCCCAGAGUGACAGCCCUGGUUGUAUGUAACUAUGAUGUUUGGCUUUCAUAAGCCGAAGAUGUACCGUAGCCUCGAUGGAUGUUGCAUCUGCAGGGCAAAAUCCUCCAGCUCUCGGUUCACUGACAGCAAACGCUAUGAGAGAGAGUUCCAGAGCUGUUUUGCUUUGGGCGAGACUCGCUCAGGUGAAAUCUGCAAUGCUUGUGUCCUGCUGGUAAAACGCUGGAAGAAGCUUCCUGUCGGUUCCAAAAAGAACUGGAAUCAUGUGGUUGAUGCACGAGGGGGACCCAGCCUGAAAACUACAGUGAAAUCAAAGAAAAUCAAAUCCCUGUCCAGACGGAUCAGGCCUAACCAGAUUAGCCGGCUUCAGAAAGAUCUAAAAAGACACAAUUCUGACGCUCACAGCACCACCUCCAGUGCCAGCCCAGCCCAGUCGCCAAGCUACAGUAACCAGUCAGAUGAAGGCUCUGACUCAGAGUUGGCUCCUGGUUCCACCCGCUCACCAGUUUUUUCCUUCUUGGACCUGACAUACUGGAAAAGGCAGCGGGUAUGCUGUGGCAUCAUCUACAAAGGUCGCUUUGGGGAGGUUCUCAUUGACCCUCAUCUCUACAAGCCCUGCUGUCAAAAGAAACAGGAGCAAGAGCAGGAGGAAGAGGAGGAGGAGGAGGAGGAGGAAGACGACAAGGGCGACAUUGAAGCAGUGGAAGUGCAGAGCAGUCAAGAAAUGAUUUCUUCUACUCAACCACAGUCACCUUUGUCUUCUCCCCAUAUCAAAAUGGAGCAAGAAGUGGAUGAGGAGUGGUGAUGAUGAUGAUGAUGUCACAUUCCUAGGGUACUCACUUGGCAUUCUUUAGAAGCCUUGAGAGUCAGAGGCAUAAUUUUGCCCUUGGACGCUCUCAAAGACAUUCUCUCAGAUUGCCUUCAAUUCAAGAGCAGCUGGAUCCUUGUUUGUCUUUUCUUUCUUUUAUGUUAAGGAUGUGUCUUUUUUUCAGUUCUUUUGCUGUUGAAUCAACUUACUGUUGUUUUAUUUAUCAAACUGAACUGGUGUCUCUAUUUUCCAGAGCCUGGUGCCACGCUAUUCCAAGUCACUCUUUCAAUAAGGAUUGUGUCUGCACAUUUUUCGUAGAUCAGGGGAAACGAGUUUCCUUUUGUUCUUCAUGCAACUGAAUGCUGGCUCUACAUGGGCAACUCUCUGCAGCUGGUGUACAUUAUUUAGUGAACUGCUAAAUUCUAGAACAAUUAAGAUGGUAAUGUUUUACUGUUUUGCUGGGAGAGAGAGCCAUACUAUUAUAGGGAACUAUUUGAUCCUUGCUUUGCCUUUAUAUAUGGAUAUUUAUUUUACAUUUCUCUAAAUUGUAAUGGCCUGCCCUUUUCAAUUUUUCUGUUGGUUUUGACCAGUCAAAGCUUUAAGCUAAACGCACUGAUUUCAAUGCAGGUUGUCUGUAUUCAGCCAGCUAGUUAUAGGAAUAGUUCACCCAAAAAUGUAAUUUCUCUCAUUAUUUACCUCUUGCCAUACCAGAUGUGUAUGACUUACUUUCUUCUGCAGAACACAAAUUAAGAUUUUUAGAAGAAAAUUCCUGCUCUGUAGGUACAUACAUUGUGAAUGGUGAGAAACAUUGGUGUGAAAGUGAAUGAUGGCCAAAACUUUGAAGCUCCAAAAAGCACAUAAAGGCAGCUGUGAUAUUUUACGUUCAUGGGCAAUGGAGGAGUCAGGAGACAAUGAAACAGGUUCAAGGUCAGUCUCUUUAUUUGUUUGUUCAGGCACACAAUUGACUGUAACCACAGAUAACAUAAAACACUUGCAGGCAAAUGAAGCAGUCUUAAAUAAUCAAACACUCUCUCAGUUCGGGCUGUCGUUCUUUCUGGUCACUCUCUCUCUCACUGUGAUGCUCUGGCAUCAGGCCUUAUCAGGUCUCCCUCCGCCAUCACUAUAAUGAGAGACAGGUGUUAGAGUAAUUACAACCCAGGUGACGAGCCUUAUCACUUUCCCUCUCCCGCAGACAGACACAUGACCACGCCCCCCAUGCCACAGCAGCAUAACAGUAAACCAUAAGACUCCAGUGGUUAGAUUCAUAGCUUCAGAAGUGAUAUGAUAAGUGUGGGUGAGAAACAGAUCAAUAUUUAAGUCCUUUUUUUUUUUUUUGCUAUAAAUCUCCACCUUUGACCAGCCUGACCAGUAGGUGGCAAAAUGCACUAAGAAUGUGAAUAGGCAAAAACAAAAGAAGAAUGUGGAAGUGAAAGUGGAGAUUUAUUGUAAAAAAAGGACUUAAAUAUUGAUCUGUUUCUCACGCACACCUAUUAUAUCACUUCUGAAGACAUGAAUUUAACCACUGGAGUCGUAUGAAUAACUUUUGUGCUGCUUUUAUAUGUUUUUGGACCUUCAAAGUUCAGGUCAACAUUCAUUUGAAUUGUAUGGACCUACAGAGCUGAGAUAUUCUUCUAAAAAUCUUUAUUUGUGUUCAGCAGAUGAUAGAAAGUCAGACACAUCUGGGAUGGCAUGAGGGUGAGUGAAUGAUGUGAGAAUUUUCAUUUUUGGGUGAACUGUUCCUUUAAACUCAACUCGGAUUGUGUUUUACUACUUUUUCCAGACAGCAUUUCUGUGGUGCUGAGGAGGACUGGGCUUGGCCAUCCAAAAAUAAUGCCUGGCUAUCAACACUCUUGUAUUCAAUGUACUAAUGUAUAUAUUCAGAACUGUAGAUUUGACUUAAGGUCUUUGGACAAGAUCAGUGUCAAGCAUGAACGCUAAUGGAACUAUUGUCUUGAUGGAAAUCUGCAUGAAUUUUGCAUGGUCUUUUAAAAAGUUCAAGAUUAUUAUUAAUUUUUUUUCUUUAACAUUUUGCUUAGCAACCAUGUUGCAACAUUAAUAAUUUGGGCAAAUUUUGACAGUCCCAAUAUAUAUAUUUUUGUAGAUUAAUAAAAAAACAAAUAAAAAUAAAAUAAAUAAAUCAAGAGUUUGAUUGCAAUGUGACAUUUUUAGAUGUCAGUGUUGUUAAAAUAAUUACAGGGAGUCUUCAGGUUUUUUAGAAUUGGAUAUUUUCAAUAUUGUCUCAUUCAAAGCCAAAAAGCCCAACUUCUUUGCUAUUUAUUGUCAACUUGUAAACGUGUUCAUAUACCUCCUCUCUCUCUCUCUGCCUUUGUAAAUACAGCGCAUUCUCAUUUACAGAUACUACUUCACAUUUUUUGUGUCAUGAAUGUGUUGAACACAUGGUCUGAUCAUUUUGGUCGUUGUUCUUUGUUUGGUUUGAUGUGUAUGUUAUUUGUUUAUUCUUUACUUUUUUCUUCAGGGAAAACAUAUGAUAGUAUAAUUUUUUAUGGUAUUUUUAUUGGAAUACUUAAAGACAAAACCAAUGUUACCAAUGCAACCAAUGUAGGCUUGUACAUUUUUAUUAUCAAUUACCUGUCUGUAAUAAGCUGUUAUGUACACACAAGGAGUAUUCAUACUAUAUAUCCAGGGUUUCCCCUUUGGUCCAAUAGAUCUGUCCUGAUUUCUUUUUUUUUUUCUAUAAUGGCCUUGGCUGUCUUGGAUUUAUAAAUUCCGUUGUCUUACACAUACUUCUGUUUACUUCUGUUUAAUUUCAGGGGAUGGCACUAUUGAGCUCAUACAGAAACACUCAACUGCACAAUAAUUUUUUCAUUCUGCUCUGUUUUUAAAAUGGUAUUUUGAUGGUGGCAGCUUGUGGCAUCAGCGUGAAUAUGCCAUGUCACUAAAUGACAUGAACAGUGUCUUUUGGUAACAUCUGUUUAAGUGAAGCUUGUACUCUUAGGCACUUAAAUGAGGAUUCAUAUCAUGUAAUCUCUAUGAUUGCAUGUAAAGGCGUUAUUUGUUAAUAGUCUAAGAUGUGCAAGUCUGAACUGUUAUUAGUACUCUUUUGUCUUAUUUAUUUCAUAUUUAUUUGCAAUACUUGUGUUGUGGUCUUUUCUUUUUAAGUCUCAUCAGAUUUUGUCAGAGGACUGACCUGUCCUAACACACUGCAAUAUGGACUGAAAAUGCUUUUACACUCACUAAAUGUUGUGGAGAACUUCAGGACUGGACAGCUGUAAAAACAUACUUUUUUGUGUUUGCUCAGUACAAAUAUUGUAUUAUUUUUAUAUUUUUGUUUGUGUUUUUAAUGCCCAGAUGCCCAUAUGAUAUCCUUUUUAGACUAGUCAUUUAGUUGUAGUGCUACAGGCAUGUAUGGUAGCUAUGCACUUUGUAUUUACUUUACUAGAAAUAUAUGAAGCAAGUUUUGUAUUUUUUUACAUAUUGUACUUUUUACUUGUUCCUCAAUAAAUGUAGCAUGUGAUGGUCA